Messenger RNA from Metarhizium brunneum ARSEF 3297, 2502 nucleotides. RefSeq lists its product as uncharacterized. Gene Ontology annotation, biological process: glucan catabolic process. The record is from RefSeq and is a predicted model, not a curated record. Gene Ontology annotation, molecular function: beta-glucosidase activity. NCBI's taxonomy places the organism in Eukaryota, Fungi, Ascomycota, Sordariomycetes, Hypocreales, Clavicipitaceae.
AUGGCCGAUAUAAACAUCGAAGAGGUGCUCAAGAAGCUUACAUUAGCUGAAAAGGUUGACCUGCUGACAGGAGCCGACUUCUGGCACACCAAAGCCCUCCCUAAACAUGGGAUUCCCUCGCUCCGCAUGUCCGACGGCCCCAACGGUGUAAGAGGCACCAAGUUCUUCAAUGGCGUCCCUGCGGCAUGUUUCCCAUGCGGCACAGCUCUCGGGUCAACUUUCAACCAACAAUUGCUCGAGGAAGCCGGCAAGAAGAUGGGCGAGGAAGCCCUCGCAAAGAGUGCCCACAUCAUUCUUGGCCCAACCAUCAAUAUGCAGAGAUCCCCGCUCGGAGGCCGUGGCUUCGAAUCCAUUGGCGAGGAUCCGUUCCUCGCCGGUCUUGGCGCCGCUGCUCUUGUCCGGGGAAUUCAGAGCACCGGCGUGCAAGCUACUAUCAAGCACUUUCUGUGUAACGAUCAGGAAGACAAGCGAAUGGGCGUCCAUAGCAUUGUUACUGAGCGGGCGUUGCGCGAGAUUUAUGCCCUCCCGUUCCAGUUGGCGGUGCGAGAUGCGCGGCCAGGCGCCUUCAUGACGGCUUACAACGGCAUCAACGGCACCAUGUGCAGCGAGAACUCCAAGUACCUCGACCGAAUGCUACGCAAGGAGUGGGGCUGGGAGGGUCUUAUCAUGAGCGACUGGUACGGCACCUACAGCACGACUCCGGCCGUCGUCGCCGGUCUAGAUCUAGAGAUGCCCGGCCCCGCUCGGUUCCGCGGCGAAGCUCUCAAGUUCAACGCCUCUACCAACAAGCCAUUCACUCACGUCAUUGACGAACGAGUCCGUGCUGUUCUGCGACUUGUCAAGAAAGUAUCAGGCCUCGGUAUCAAGGAGCUUGGCCCGGAAAGGGAAGCAAAUACACCCGAGACGGCUGCUUUGCUCCGAAGGAUUGGCAACGAGAGCAUCGUCCUCCUCAAAAACGACAACAACGUCCUGCCAUUCAAGAAGAACAAAAAGACUCUGGUCCUUGGCCCCAACGCCAAAGUAGCCACCUACCACGGCGGUGGUUCUGCUUCCCUCCCCGCCUACUACGCUGUGACUCCGUAUGACGGCAUUGCUGCGAAGCUAGGUUCUUGUCCCGCUUACACCGUUGGCGCUUACACCCACCGUUUCCUUCCCCUACUCGGUUCUCAGUGUAUCGAUCCCAAUGGCAAGCAGGGCAUGAGGUGGACCGUCUACAAUGAGCCACCCAGCACGCCCGACCGCCAGUCCGUCGACAUGCUGUACUUUAGCAAGACGGAUAUGCACCUGCUCGACUACAACAACCCAAAGGUAGCCGACACUUGGUACGCCGACCUGGAAGGCUCGUUUGUGCCGGACGAGGAUUGCACUUACGAGCUGGGACUUGUCGUAUCCGGGACCGCCAAGGCCUUUGUCAACAACAAGCUCAUUGUGGACAACGCCACGAAACAGGUUGCUGGAGAUACCUUCUUUGGCGCAGCCACACGCGAGGAGAGGGGGUUCGUUGACUUGAAGAAGGGCGAAAAGUAUGAAUUCCGCAUCGAGUUCGGCUCAGCACCUACGUUCACACUCAAGGGCGACGCGUCUGUGCCCGGCCACGGGUCUCUCCGCGUCGGUGGCUGCAAGGUCAUCGACGACCAGGAGGAAAUCAAAAAGUCAGUCCAGUUGGCCAAGGAAUACGACCAAGUCAUUAUUUGUGCCGGUCUCAACUCGGACUGGGAAACUGAGGGCGCUGACCGAGUGAGCAUGAAGCUCCCCGGCGUUUUGGACCAGCUCAUCACCCAAGUUGCCGCCGCCAACUCCAACAUUGCCGUGGUCAUGCAGACCGGCACGCCCGAGGAGAUGCCCUGGCUCGAAAAGACGCCCGCCGUUAUCCAGGUUUGGUAUGGAGGCAACGAGACGGGCAACUGCAUCGCUGACAUUCUGUUCGGCGACGCCAACCCCUCCGGCAAGCUUUCUCUUAGCUUUCCCAAGCAACUUCAAGACGUGCCAUCCUUCCUCAACUUUCGGGCCGAAGCUGGACGAACACUGUACGGGGAGGACGUGUACAUGGGCUACCGAUACUACGAGUUUGCCAAUCGAGCCGUCAACUUCCCCUUUGGCCACGGUCUGUCCUACGCCAGCUUCUCCUUUUCCGACCUGUCAGUGACGUCAAGCGAGGGCAAGGUGACGGCCGCGCUCAAGGUCAAGAAUACCGGUUCCACAAAGGGCUCUGAAGUUGCUCAGAUGUACAUAAAGCCCAGGCAAGCUGCCAAGAUCCGCCGCCCCGUCAAGGAACUCCGUGGCUUCGCCAAGGUUGAGCUCGAGGCUGGCGAGACCAAGAUGGUCACUAUUACCGAAUUGGAGAAAUACGUUGCGGCAUACUGGGACGAGGAGCGCGACCAAUGGUGCGUCGAGGCAGGCGAGUACGAAGUCAUCAUUAGCGAUAGCAGUGUGGUUCGCGAUGGAAAGGCUGUCCGGGGCUCGUUCAAGGUGUCUGCUUCGUACUGGUGGGGUGGGAUCUGA